AUGGAUACUUUUAAUUCUACAUUAUUUUUUGAUAAUGAUACUAAUAAAAAUACAAGAAAGAUCAAUAUAGCUCAAAGUAUUUCCAUGAUUGUGAACGAUUUUCCAAAAAAUGAUAAGAAAUUUGUUCUUAAAGAAAUUGAUAAAGAACUUUUGACUGAAGCAGAUAAGAUUAAUGCACACUUUAAGAAGAUAGGAAGGUCAGUAAGGGAAACAAGCCCAUAUAUUAAUAGUAAUAAGGCAAAUUUUAUUUCUAUUACUGCUGAAACAUUAGUUGAUAAACAUCUAAUUCCACAAAUAAAAAAAGAAUUAGGUGUUGAUUCUAAUAAUAGUAAGAAAAAAAAACAAGUUGUAAGAGACAUUUCUUUACCAAGAAUCAAUACAGUUGACGUCAGAUGUUAUUCAAAGAAGAAAGAAAUUAAAAAAGAAAAAAGUGAUUUUAAAUUAGUUUCUAUUAACAAAAAAUAA
Strongyloides ratti is the source of this 465-nucleotide messenger RNA. RefSeq lists its product as hypothetical. The transcript has 2 exons. Bases 1 to 465 code for a protein of 154 amino acids. The record is from RefSeq and is a predicted model, not a curated record. Lineage: Eukaryota; Metazoa; Nematoda; Chromadorea; Rhabditida; Strongyloididae.